AUGAACCAAGCUUUGUUGAGGCCCUACUAUGCUCAGGAGGUUGAAGAAGCUUUGUUUCAAAUGGAUGGCUUGAGCUCACCUGGACCUGAUGGCUUUCUAGCAGCCUUUUAUCAACAAAACUGGGAUAUGGUGGGGAGCCAGGUCAGUGAAUCAGUUCUGUAUGUGCUUAAUUCAAAAGGCAACUUGGAUGUUAUUAAUAAUACUUUCAUUGCUUUAAUCCCAAAAAAGAAGAACUGUACUAAAGUUUCUGAUUUCAGGCCAAUAUCUCUUUGUAAUGUUUUAUAUAAGAUUAUCUCCAAAACCUUAGCCAGCAGGCUUAAGAAAAUUCUGCCUAGCAUCAUUUCUCAGAACCAAUCAGCUUUCAUUCCUGGAAGGGUUAUCUCUGAUAAUGUAAUAGUUGCAUUUGAGGCUUUGCAUUCUAUGAAUUGUAAAAUGGCAGGAAGAGAAGGGUAUAUGGCAAUGAAGCUUGACAUAAGCAAAGCAUAUGAUAGGGUUGAGUGGUCUUUUCUAAGAGCUGCUUUAUGUAAAAUAGGGUUUGAUUUUGCUUGGGUAGAGUUGGUGAUGAGAUGUGUGGAAUCAGUGUCCUACUCCAUUUUAGUUAAUGGUGUCCCUCAAAGUGAGUUUAGACCUUCAAGGGGCAUUAGACAAGGUGAUCCAUUAUCACCUUAUCUCUUCAUAAUGUGUGCUGAAGCUUUGGGCUCUAUGAUCAGUAAAGGGGUAGAAGAGGGAGUCAUCUCAGGAGUGCCUUUUGCAAGGGGUAGAAUCAGAAUUUCCCACCUAUUUUUUGCUGAUGACAGUUUGUUAUUUUGCAAAGCAAAUGCUAUGGAAUGGGGUAAGCUGCACAAUAUCCUGAAAAUUUAUGAGGAAGCCUUAGGUCAAAGAUUGAAUCUUGAAAAAACUUCAAUACAAUUCAGUAGAAACACUGCUAAGGCAACUCAAGAUUUCAUCCUUAGCAUUGCAGGAGUGAGGUCCUCAAUGGCUUAUGAGAAGUAUCUUGGUUUACCAACUGUUGUUGGCAAAGCAAGAGAGAAAUCAUUCAGAGAUAUUCUGGAUCGAGUCAGAAUGAGGUUCAGCAAUCAAAGGGUUAAAUUCUUGUCUCAAGCAGGAAAUGAAAUAUUCAUCAAGGCCUCCCAACUUAUAGCAUCAUUAUGCACAACUUUUGGUGGAGGCAGCAUGAGGCAGAAAGAAAGAUCCAUUGGGUGGCUUGGAGCAAAAUGGGAAGAUCUAAGGCUGAAGGAGGUUCUAAGAGCCAAGUACUUCCAAGAGACUUCCUUUAUGAAUGCAAAGUUGGGUCAGAAACCAUCAUAUAUAUGGAGGAGUAUGCUGAAGGCAAGGAACCUGAUUGAUGCAGGCUCUUUUUGGAGAAUUGGCUCUGGUGAUAAGCCAGGGGAAAAGAGAUGGAAUAUGGAGUUUGUGGAGCACAUCUUUUGCAAAGAAGAUGCAGAUAUCAUUGCUCAAAUUCCAAUCAGCUCAUCCACUAGUCCUGACCAACUGAUAUGGAAAGGAACCUCUUCAGGUCUUUUCAUAGUCAAAAGCGCAUACCAUCUGCACCAAGAGAUGAACCAAGCUCUUAAAGGGCAACCAUCGAGCAGUCAUAAUUUAAAGGAGUCAAAUCUUUUUAAAAGGAAGAUUGUUGCACAUCCAAAGUGUCCAAUUUGCGAGUUAGAGGAAGAGACAGUAGCACAUGCUUUAUGGGAUUGUGAGUCAGCAAGAGAUGUUUGGAGCCAAUGUACUAAGAGCAUUCAGAAAAGGCAUUUCUCUCAUAUGGAUUUUUUGGAGAUUUUCGAAGCUAUUGCAAAAGGAAUGAGUUUUGAGUGCAUACAGGAAUUUGUUAUGGUUGCUAAGCAGAUUUGGUGGAGGAGAAAUGAGUUUAUUUUUAACCAAAGGUUUAGACAUCCUAAUCAAGUUGCCAUGGUUGCAAAUCAAAACAUAAGAAUGAUGAAGGACUUGGAAAUGCAGAAAAAUGACUCCUCAGCUCUUAGUAACAGCAACUUAGUUAUUUGGCAACCACCUCCUAUUCCUUUUUACAAGCUUAAUUGGGAUGCAGCUGUGGACAAAAUCAGAGCUAAAGUUGGUAUUGGUAUAGUAGUCAGAGAUUGUGAAGGAAGAAUAAUAGCAACUAUGAGAAGAAAACAAAGCCUUCUUCCCCUUCCUUCUCUGGCUGAAGCAUAUGGGCCACUCUUAGCAGUGGAAUUUGCACUGGAUCUUGGUUUAACAAAGACUAUCUUUGAAGGGGACUCUCUUCAAACUGUCCAAGCUUUGAAGAAAGAGGAGGAUUAA
Molecule: messenger RNA, 2280 nt
Organism: Juglans regia (Persian walnut)
Lineage: Eukaryota; Viridiplantae; Streptophyta; Magnoliopsida; Fagales; Juglandaceae
Exons: 5
Coding region: 1-2280 (759 amino acids)
Molecular function (GO): nucleic acid binding; RNA-DNA hybrid ribonuclease activity
Source: RefSeq, a predicted model, not a curated record